Oppiella nova is the source of this 717-nucleotide messenger RNA. The record is from the annotation of a GenBank genome assembly. NCBI's taxonomy places the organism in Eukaryota, Metazoa, Arthropoda, Arachnida, Sarcoptiformes, Oppiidae.
CGCGACCCUCGAGGCGAACACAAUUACGGUGUCGUCAAUGAGUUGGCGAACGACCAAAAUAUAUCUCAUUAUUCUAUUGAUUGGUUUAAUCCGUUACCAAAUGAAGAGCUCUGUGUUCACAUCGGAGGUGACCAGAAAUGGUUCAGUACUUACGAGGAACUGCAGCAAAGGUGGCCAAUAGAUAAGACCAAACACAUGGCCUCUCCGGUCGCCUUCUCCACCAACGAUCAGUUUCAUGACGCCAUCGGAAGUAUUGUUGAAUAUUUAUUUCUGGGUUCGCAUGGAUUUGCAAUAUUUGUCGAGAGGUCAGCCCCUCUGAUGGUCAGACGGGAUAAUAAUUCGGGAAACCCUUUGCUCUGCUUUUCUGGCGAUUACGACAAGUUUCCAUAUAAUCAUGCGUUGGAUAAAAAGCAAAUUAAAAUUGUGAUCCAUUUAAUGGCUUCAAACGAUAUAAUGUCUGUCUAUAGAUAUGCGGCCAAUAAAUGGAUUCCAAAACCAAAUGGCAUUCCAGACGAACGGAUGAUUACACAUCCCAUUUGGUCAACGUGGGCUAAAUAUCACGCCGAUAUAUCCCAACAAAAAGUCAUUGCUUUUGCUGAAGAGAUCAAAUCUCAUGGCUUUUCAAACAGUCAAAUAGAAAUCGAUGACAAAUGGGAAGCAAAGUAUGGAGACUUUUCUUUUGAUUUAAAAAAGUUUCCAAAUCCUCGCGAAAUGGUU